Molecule: messenger RNA, 802 nt
Organism: Salvelinus sp. IW2-2015
Lineage: Eukaryota; Metazoa; Chordata; Actinopteri; Salmoniformes; Salmonidae
Product: tumor protein p53-inducible protein 11
Source: RefSeq, a predicted model, not a curated record
CUGAACAGUACUGUCGCGAUUUGAAUAUCGUGCUGCUUUUCAAAUACAAGUGAAAGGGCAACUACUCUUCGGAUUGUGGUCGCUUUUACACUGCCUGUUAGUGUACCAUGGCCUCUAAGCCCCGUCCUCCUUUGAUGAAGAAACACAGUCAGUCAGACCUGGUGAGCCGGCUGAAGACCAGGAAGAUACUUGGGGUUGGAGGAGAGGACGACGAUGGAGAGGUGCAUAGGUCAAAGCUCAGUCAGAUGUUGGGGAAUGACAUCAAGUAUCAGGUGCGAGAGCCUGUUGGACUGAGGGUCUGGAUCCUCAUCUCUGCAGUAGCCUUCACAGUCAUGGCCUUGAUGGCCCUGGUGUUGCCCAAGCAGCUGUAUGACAUAGUGUUUGAAGAGGAGCUCAACAACACCAGUGUCUCCAUCAGACUCUAUGGGGGAGCACUGCUCAGUCUGUCCCUCAUCAUGUGGAAUGGUGUCUAUACACAAGAGAAGAUCAUCAUCCAGUGGACUCUGCUCAGUGAAGCAUGCUACUUUGCCAUCCAGUUUUUAGUGACGUCAGUCACUCUAGUGGAGAUAGGCUCGUUGCCCAACGCUGCAAUCCUCCUCCUCCUCAGCCGAGUAAUCUUCCUCCUGAUCACUCUGCUCUACUACUACCACCUGGGCAGAGGACGACCCAAGAAGAUCUGAUGGCGAGGGGACAGUUGCUUCCAGAUGUGGGCUCAGAGGGAGGUGGGGUGUAAUUGAGGGAGGCAGGUAGCCUAGUGGUUAGAGCGUUGGGCCAGUAAAGGUUGCUAGAUCGAAUCCCCGAG